CGGUUUGGAUUUGUGAAGUGUCGAAUGGGAUUUGGGCCGAGUUAAUCAUCUUUCAAGGCGCCAUUUUGAUUUCAGCAUCACUGAGAACAUAAACAACAGAUUAACAUCACAUCUGCAAACAGGAUAGGAAUUAUGGCAACAGCAGACGAAAAAGUUGAUAUGUCAUUAGAUGAUAUUAUAAAACUUUCCAGUCAUUCAAGGAGAGGUGGUAGAGGUGGUAGAAAUCAAGGACGUGGUGGAAGAGGGGGUAGAGGGGGCAGAGGAGGAAACAGACAAGAUGAUGGACUCCGAGGGACAAGAUAUGGAGGAGUACAGAAAGGAGGCAGAGGGCAAAGAAAUUUAAGAGGAUUAAAGAGAAACAUGGGUGCUAAAGCUUUUCAGAGACAGUUAUCAGGAGUGAGUCCACUUAAUAGACAAAAGAAAUCUGGACAACAACAGAACCAACAGCAAAAUCGACAAGGACAAGGACAGCAGCGUUAUUACUCUCAAAAUUCAUGGCAGCAACAGAACAGAAAAGGUCAAAAUAGACAAGCUGUACCAAAUCAGAGUCCAAGACAAAAUAGAAUAGGCUUACAAAAUAGACAAAGACAACAAGGUCAGGGACAAAACCAACGUCAAAAUAGACAAAUACUACAAGGUCAAGGACAGAACCAAAGUCAAAAUAGACAAAUACAACAAGGACAAAUCCCAAGGCAAAGUAUACAGCAAGGAUUCUACCAGCACGAUUCUAGACGUGGAAGAGGGCGUUUACAGGGAGGAGUUAGGAAUAACAUUAAUAAUAAUAUACAGAAUUUAUCCAAGAAAAAGACAGAAGCUUUGAAAGCACUUAAAAAAGCAAGACAAACACUUCAGAAAAUUAAUCAGCAACAAAACCAAAGACAGCCGAUUGUUGGAUUUAAACGGAAAAACAGUGUAACUACAUCUAUGGCAUCUCUGAAUGAGCAGCCUCCAAUUAAAAAAAGAAGAAGAUGGAGGAAGGCAGCUGAAGUGGAUGUGGAUGAUGGAAUACUAACAGUCAAUGUGGACAAUACAACAGUGGAACGGGGUCCUCGGGGUCCUCGACGGGGAGGCAGAAGACUUAACAGACAGGACAAUCUCAGGAAACAAAUACAGGCUUUAAAACCAUCAGAACAUAUAUCAUACAACAUGGAUAAAGAGCUGUUCUCACAACCUUCAACCAGUUUAAGCCUUAGUGAUAGAUUCAAACAAGAAGGAAGAAAGGUAUUCUUUUGAGAAUUAUAUCAGAUAGAACAGAGAAGACUGAUGUUUGUAGUUUUGGUGGAUGAUUAUUGGUGCUGGAAAGGUGUUUUGUUAGUGAUGGACCAUGUGUCAACCUUGUUAUUAAUUGACAACACAUGGUUGAUGGUGAAGAUCACGGGAAAGUUCUAGAAGAGUUUUAUAUAAACUGUUACAGGAAAUUGCUGUUCUUAUCCCAACAAAUAGGAGAUAAUUAAUCCAGAUCGGAAAUAUUUUUUUAUUUUUUUAAGUUAGAUAUUUUACCAAAGUAGGUUAAAAAUAUGAAUGGUUAGCAAUGAUUGGUUGGCAGAUCAACUUUAGUUUUAUUUUCCCAUGUUUCAUUGUCCUUCAUUAUAUUAUGUUAAUGUAACUUUAUGGAAAUAAGCAGAUAUAAGAUUUUAAAUUCAAUGAAAAAUGAAAUGAAGUAAAAUAUAUUACAAUUAUUUUGCUGUUAAAUUUUAUUAAAUAAAUACAGAUAAGAUUUGACGGACUUCCUUCCUUGUUGUGCUGGAAUCUAUGUUGACUUUUUUUACUUUGACACAUUUUACUUUUCAUAAUAUGAAGAAUUUGAAUGGAAUGGUCAAAACUGUAGUGAAAAGUUGUCUCAUUGGCAAUCAUACCAUAUUGUAUUUUUAUAUUUUCAAUAAUCUCACACAAUUUGAAAUUAUAUGUAAGCUACAUGUUGACAAAUUAUAUGUGACUUUCAUGAAGAGAAAUAUGUUUGAUAUUUUCCUAUGCUUUGAUUUGCCAAAACAAUAUCAUAUCUGGACAGCAGGUAGUUAUGUGCAUUUGUUUCUGGGAGCCAUUUAGAGUUUUUAGUCCACUAUUUGGUUAACUAAUUCCUAUUUCAAUUUUGUAAGUUACAUAAGUUGUUUCCUGUAAUUUACUUGGUCUGUUUGAAGUUUUGUGUAAGAAAGUGUGUUGAGCAGAUAAUACUUUACACUUGAUGAAAUCAUUGAACUUAAAAGUAAGUCCAAUAUUUUAUCUUAUGUUGUAAUUAUUUUCUGUUGGACCUUUUUGCAUGAAAGGACUGGUACAUUUCCUUCUUUGUUUUAAUUUGUUUACAAAUGCAGUAAGGACAAUUUCUUUCCUUUGAAAUCAGAUAUGUUAGAAACUCAGGUUUUAUUUUGCUGUUUUAUAUAUUUUUAUGGUUUGUUUAAUUGUUGCAGCUUGACUAAUUGUACUCAUGUAUAAAUGAAUGUAUUUUCAAUUUUGAAUAAUAAUUUUAUGUUAAAUUUAAUGAUGUGUGAAUGGGUUGUUGAGUUCUUGUAUGUUCUACUCUUUUUGUUCCUAACAAGGACUUAUAAAUGUAGUAAAGUUCUACUUAUAGCUCUACUGUGACAAAAGUGUACAUGUUUAAUGAGAGAAAGGACAUCAUUGUUAUCAUGAGAGAAUUGUGUACACAAUGUAAUGUGUGUUAACCAAUCACAAUGACUGGAGGUUUUAUUUAGUAUUUUAAAAUAUUCACAUAUAUCUAUCAAGAUUUAGACAAACUGUUUCUGGUAUUAAGUGCAACCAAGAAAUCAAAAUUGUUAUUACAACUGAGGGGAGAAGAAUAAUGUUUAGUAAUAUACAACCAUUUGGCUCAUCUUAUUUUCAUGGAGAUCAUUUGGCCCCUACCCUCUUUGGCCAUUGAAUCUGAAACUUUUUUCCCUAAUUUACUUGUUUGUAUUACAGUGAUCAGGUCACAUUAUGAUAAGUUACUGACAUUUGGAGGUAGUCUAAGUAGCAUUGGAACAUAUCCGAGGCGAUUAAUUGGCCUCACUCCUUCAAUCACAGGUCAUUAAUUUUGAGACCUUUGCAUAGCUUGUAUGUAUAAGUUUUAGUUUAUCAAUUAUAUCUGUUAUUUUGUUGAUAUUGGUGAUAGGACAUCAUUAGUUAUUUUAAAUAAGUUAGUUGUUGGUGUGAAUGAUAUAAAGCCAUUACAUGUGAGAAAUUAAAUAAUAAGUCUACUGAUUGUUUGAUGUUUAGAUGAUGACUAUGUAUGAUUUUGACUUUAUAAGAUAUCUUGCUUUUGUUGGUCUGAAAUAUGUGUUAUGAUAGCUAGAUACUAUAUCUACUUAACUAUAUGUAGUGAAAAAUCUUUAAAUGUGUCAUUUUUAUUUUCAGUAUUGAUGCACCAUUAAACUUAAAUCUUUUUUUUUAAUGUUAAAUAUACACAAAGGAGUAAGUUUAUUAAGGGCAAAAUUUGGCCCUGAUUAUCAUACUCAAUGUUUCAAGAUAAAAAUGUUGUCAACAAUCUAAAUAUUCAAAUAGAGCACAGACGUCAACAAUCUAAAUAUUCAAAUUGAGCACAGGUGUCAACAAUCUAAAUAUUCAAAUUGAGCACAGGCGUCAACAAUCUAAAUAUUCAAAUAGAGCACAGACGUCAACAAUCUAAAUAUUCAAAGAGAGCACAGACGUCAACAAUCUAAAUAUUCAAAUAGAGCACAGGCGUCAACAAUCUAAAUAUUCAAAUAGAGCACAGGUGUCAACAAUCUAAAUAUUCAAAUUGAGCACAGACGUCAACAAUCUAAAUAUUCAAACAGAGCACAGGUGUCAACAAUUAAAUAUUCAAAUAGAGCACAGGUGUCAACAAUCUAAAUAUUCAAAUAGAGCACAGGCGUCAACAAUCUAAAUAUUCAAAGAGAGCACAGGUGUCAACAAUCUAAAUAUUCAAAUAGAGCACAGGCGUCAACAAUCUAAAUAUUGAAAGAGAGCACAGGCGUCAACAUUCUAAAUA
Molecule: messenger RNA, 3958 nt
Organism: Mytilus trossulus (common blue mussel)
Lineage: Eukaryota; Metazoa; Mollusca; Bivalvia; Mytilida; Mytilidae
Product: neurogenic protein mastermind-like
Exons: 8
Coding region: 133-1233 (366 amino acids)
Source: RefSeq, a predicted model, not a curated record